Puccinia graminis f. sp. tritici CRL 75-36-700-3 is the source of this 1156-nucleotide messenger RNA. RefSeq lists its product as uncharacterized. The record is from RefSeq and is a predicted model, not a curated record. Lineage: Eukaryota; Fungi; Basidiomycota; Pucciniomycetes; Pucciniales; Pucciniaceae. The transcript is spliced from 4 exons. Bases 25 to 738 code for a protein of 237 amino acids.
AGCGUAUGUGAAGUUUCUUUCUCCAUGAAAAAAACGUUAAUUCGCUCUCCUGCUACAGACUCUCAAAACUCCAAAGGUAAAGAUAUGGCCCAGUUUAUAUUUGGAUCGCUCACAAUCCUAUUGUCACUUCUGCAACUGAGGGUGUCUGCCUAUGAAGUUACUCUCGAUCCGCCCAUCAAUUCUAACAACACAAUCCAAAAAUUCACUCUGCAGCGUAAAUUAUCAUGGACCAACCAAGACUUUGUCCUCUACAAGCAAAACUCUACUGCACCGAUCAUCAAGAUAGAGAACCAUAUGGCCAAUCAAUUCACAGGUUUUUUUGGUUUGGAUCUGACAUUUCCUGAUGGUCGUUACCUCGACGUGAAAGCCAAUGCAGGUCAGGUGGUCUGUGGCUUCCGACAGAUUUACGAAAUCUCUGAUGGAGUUCGAUUUCGGAUUGAUCCUCGAGGAAUCCACUCUGAUCGAUGGAAGAUAGAUAAGUCUGGAAACCUGACUGCGAAUUAUACUUGGUAUCGUAACGUCCGUCGUCUUGCAGGUGUUAUCAAAAGCGAUAACAAUCGAAAAGUCGCUUGUUUUAACGCCACAACAUUUGGUAGCAAGGCAAUGUCAGGAAUUUUUCACUCAAGAUGGCCUGGGCUCUCAAAUUAUACAAUUUCGACCAACGGGGACGUGCCAAUAGAAGUUUUGGCUUCAUUAUAUGCCACAGCAAUUGUUAGAAGAGAUAAAUGUGGCUGGUAAUUAUUACCAACUAUGCAAGCCUGGACUGAAUAUGUUUCAAGUAAUAAUUUCCCAAUCCUACCAAUGAUGUGGCUUUGGGUUUCUUAUCACCCUUCUAUAAUCUUUUGCAAUUCUGCAACAAGACUGAAAUUAGAAGAACUGUAUGCUUCCAAUGGCAAAAUUAUGUUAUCUUCUUUUGCUUUUGAAUAUCACAUCUGUAUGUGUGGCCUGAAUUUCACCAUUCAAACUCUUUUAUCAAUCUAGUUGUGAUUUUCAUUUUUCUCUGAAUGCCAAGAAGCUACCUUUUUAUGUUAUGGUCUGUCCUGGAUUUUGUCAAGAAAAAUAUCUGAAAUUCUAUUACCCUGUCAAUCACCAGAAAUUGAAAAUGUUGGAUCCUCUCAUUCAUAUUAUUUCUCAAUUCAAUAUUAUCAAACAGGGU